Blepharisma stoltei is the source of this 2867-nucleotide messenger RNA. Lineage: Eukaryota; Ciliophora; Heterotrichea; Heterotrichida; Blepharismidae. The record is from the annotation of a GenBank genome assembly.
AUGAACAAAUUUUUAUUUUUGCUUUUCGGAAUUGCAACUUGUAGGUUAGAACUUAUAGGGCCUGAGAGCCUUCUCCAAAAUUAUCCUAAUAUUAUAGUUCCAGCAACCACUGCCAAUUUUGGCAAUCCUCAUAUCAAGGACACAUUUAAAGGAUUCGUUGCAUUUCUGCCACAGUAUGAAAAUCCAUGCUCUGGUUUGAAUUCUAGGUUUAACUCGAGCAUAGUAGUGUUUGUAAAUAAUGAAGACUGUGACUAUGCAUUGGCUACCUAUAAUAUCCAACAAACUGGCGCUGGAGGUGUCAUUUUUGAAAGCAAUAAAAACGAUAAUGAGGUAGAAUGCGAUUUUAUUUCACUACCCCCCGAUUGGGAUAAGAAUAUUGAUAUUUUUGCUGUAAUAAUUUCAAAAGCUAAUGGCAAUAUUUGGAAAAGCUAUAAGGAUUAUGAAAUUAUUGUUAAAUUUAAUACAGAGAUAUCAGUUUCAAAUAAGCUAGACAUUGACAUUCGGCUUACCGGUGACCAUAACAUCGAUGCUCAUUUUAUUUCAGAAAUUUACAAGUACAUGAUUCCUUUGCCUAUUCACCAAGCCAACAUUAGAGUGUUUUUUAAUUAUUUUACCUGUCAAAAUUGUAGCCCAGAAAAUUGCUAUGGAAAUGGAAAAUACUGUCUAGCUCUCCCCUCUCCGUGACUGAACAAAAAAUUGUUUUCGCUCACAGAGGGGGUAAACUUUUUUUAAAAAACAUUAAUAGUAAUUUUAUAGUAAAUUGUUUUUCAAAAUUUAAAAAAAUCCCAAUUCGAAAUACUUUUAGCAAAAUUAAUUUAAUUUGUAAAAUUUCAUUUUAAAAAUGCAAGCUGUUUUAGGUAAACAGAAUUAGUUAGAGAUUUCAUUAUAACAAGCAUCACUUAUAUAUCAAAAAAUAUUUUUUUCAUAAAAAUUCUCAUAUUAAUGUUUUUGUUCACUCAUAGAGGAUUUGAUUUUUCCAAUGAUUUUAUUCGCUCACGGAGGUGGAGAGUAAGUGACUCUACACAUGUAAGCACAGGGAGAAAUAUGAUUAAUCAAACAGUUUUUGAGCUAAUUUUAUUUAAUUAUGUCAUGAAGAAAAAAAUUUAUUGGGGGGACUUUUUUGUAUAUUUAAAUGCAGUAGCAUCCAAUUGUAAGGCUGAUUACUCACUCCCCCCCCCCCUCCGUGAGCGAACAAAAAAAUUUUGUUCACUCACGGAGGGGGGUUAAUUUUUUUUUUAAAAAAAAUUUAUAUAUAAAUUUUAUAAAAAAUAUUUUUUUCGAAAUUUAAAAAAAUCCUAAUUUGCAAAAAUUGGGAAGCAAAUAUUAAUUUAAUUUGCAAAAUUUAUGUUCUAAAACGCAAUUUGUUUAAAAUUAAACAGAAUUAGCUCUAGAUUUCAUUAUACUAAUUAUCACUUAUAUAUCAAAAUUUUUUUCCAUUAAAAUUUUUUCUAUUAAAAAAAUUUUUGUUCACUCACGGAGGGUGGGUUUUUGGGUCAAAAAAUGGCGAUUUUUCUAAUGGUUUUGUUCGCUCACGGAGGGGGGGGGAGGAGUCAGAUAGUUGCAGCUCAUCUAUUUUGGAAUGGCUCGAUGCUAAUGCUGCAAAAAUAAGAUCGCUUGUUGACGAUUCAUGAAGAAAGGGCAAUCACCAAAGCAAUAAUAUGAUUGAUAGUGAGCUUAGUGGUUCAAGUACCCAUAAAUUCCAAUUUGCACCCUCUAUUAGUAUUAACUCUAUACAAUUUUUGGGAAACAUUUCAUAUUUCGGGGAUUUAUUCUGCGGAAGUUUCAAAUCCUCUCGGCCCUUAUCAUGCACCAACGCUUGCUCAUAUCUUUGUAAUUUAUCAGACAUAAAUAAUGGGAAAUGUGAUAAAAAAUGCAAUAUCGGCAUGUGUGCAAACGAUGCUGAGGAUUGCAGAGGCAACUCACCGCCUCUAGCCUGCACCCCAAAGAUGUUAAAGAACUCAGUUUGUGAUCCUUCCUGUAAUUAUACAGAAUUUGAUUAUGACAGAUGAUCUUGUGUCUGUAAAUGCGAUAAAUCCUUACUUACAAAUGGUAAAUGCGAUCCAGAGUGCAAUAAAGAGAUUUGUAAUUACGAUAAUGGCGAUUGUAAUAUAUCAAAAAAGUGCAAAUGCUCAGAUGAGCUUCUAUAUAACAAUGAAUGUGAUAAGAAGUGUGAUAAUCCUGAAUGUAAUUUUGAUAAUUGAGCCUGCCACGGUAAAGGUGAUCCCGGCAUUCCAAAUGGUCCUGUUGUUCCUGGUGGUCCUGGCAAUCAUGGUGAUCAUGGGGGCCCUCAUAAAAGAGAUAAUGACGAUUCAAGCAUUACUGCUUCUCAAAUUGCUUUAAUCGCUAGUAUAAUUGGAGGACUUAUUUUUCUUUGGUAAUUUUUAUUUAGCAUUAUUGGUAUUGCUAUACUCAUAAUUAUGUAUUGCAGAGCAUGCGAUCGCACACGUGAAGCCACCCAUCUAGAGGCUGGGCCAAGAGGCAAUCCAUUAACUCUUAAUGAAACUAUGAUCUUGCAGUCUGCUGCUCAUCAGCAGCAUGCGCAGCAUCUGCCCUCGAGGAUAAAUCUUCAGCAAGAAAUUGAUAAUCAAAAUCCAGAAAUAAUCAACAGCGAUGAAAAUAUUAUUGAGGAUUCUGAGCCUUGUAAUAGCAUUGAUUCGAAAGAUAAAGAAGGAUCAGUUGUCGAGCACGGUCAGGGCUUUGAUUUUUAUGGAGAGCCUAUGUGUACGAUUUGCUUGGAAAAAGUUACCCAGAGCAGAAAAGAAAUCACAGUGUGCUAUCAUAUAUUUCAUAAAGAUUGUUUGAAUGAUUGAACAAAGAAAAAAUCCAAGCAUGCGCUGUGUCCUAAUUGCUAUGCCAUAAUUACUUAA